UAACGUAUUAUCUGUUGCGACGUGAUCAAUAAUUAUCUAUCGUAGAAUAAACGUUUAGAUAUGAAAUUAUCACUGAAAUCUUUCAAUGGAAUAGAGAUUUUAGAUAAAUACACUUUUAAAAUACCAAUUAUUUUGAUAUUAACCGUAAUAAUUAUUGCAUCACUUUUAUGAGAAAUAAAUUCGCAAUUAUAUUGACAAUUUAUAUCGUGAAAUGUUAAAGGUUUAUAUUUUAUGUUGUUGUACAAAAAAUUUGUCAAGGCUUAUUUCUACUUAUCAAGAUUGAAGUAAAUGCCACUUCCGGUAAAGGAAAACUGUUGAUGUAGCAGCUUUUAGAAAGAAAUAUUUUCACGUAUUUUAUCAAUGGAAUUUUUGUCAAUGGAAACUUGAGGCAAUUUAUCUUCUCAGUUGCGUGAUUAUACGAUUAUGAUGAAUAAUGUAUUUUCUAUUAUUCUGAAUUUAUUGAUAAAAAAAAUAUUUUUUUAUUAAUGAAUUUAGAAUUUAGAAAAUACAUUAUUUAUCAUAAUUGUAUAAUCACGCAACUGAAAAGAUAAAUUGCUAUUAUUUCACCGUCGCAAGAUUUAUUAUUCUCGAGUAGCAACAAUUUUACGUUUCUAAAGUCUUUUUUGCACAGGUGAGAUAAAAAUGUAAUUAUUAUACGCAAUUCGAAUAUCGCAAAUACAUUUUUUUGUUCGUUAAGUAUUUCAAGUUUAUCGCUAAAAAAACAUUAUGUAAUCUAUGUGAAAAAUUGUUUCUUCAAGCGUAAGGUUAUUUUUGUACGUAGUUAUAUUUCAUAAUAAAAUGCUCAUGGCAGUCACACUGUCAUGUUAAAUGGCGAAUAAUUAUACCUUGGUCAACAUACAACGGAUGUCUCGUAUUAUUUCGGGAAGUUUGGCGUAGCUGCUAAAUUUUAUCGCAAUUGCUCGAAAGAGAUGCCGAUCUUUUAUAUUUAACCCUAGAAUACCACUCAUAUUUUUCUGACAUUAAUAAUACUUUGGGUAAAAAUUCACCAAAACAAUGAAAAAUUUUAUAACAUUUUUUUACGUUCAUCUUAUGGGUUGCAAGGUGAUAAAAUAACUGAACAUUGUUUUAAUGUAAAAUAAAUCAAUUUUUAUAUUUAACAACAUUAAAUGUUAUUAUAAUUUAUUAACUCCUAAAAAAUUAGAUGGGUUUUUUUGUUUUAAAUCUUUGUAAUUCGAGUCUUAAUCAAGCAAAACCGACGUUGUCAGGAAUCGUCUGGACUCUCCUGUCUAAAAUCGAUCAAUACUAUUAUUUAAAUUUCUAAGAAAAAGAUCAUCAAAAAGAUAAUCUCCUGCCAGAGAUUCGUUUAGAAAGCUGAAGUCUCCGACUAAAAAACAAAGAGGUGGUUACAUUUCUUAAAAGAAAGUUUACCAAAUUUAAAGCGUUAUAGUAGUCUUAAAUAUAAUAAUCUUAAAGUUAAAAUAACGUUAAUGCAAUCGGGUGCAAAAAAAUUUUAAUUUAACUUAAUAAACCUAAUCAAAAAAAGCACUUUGAUACUUUUUUUUAAAUACAGACUCGAGAUUCUCUUUCUUUCUUUCUGUGUAGUUUCGCAGAAUACAAGCGAUAAAUCGAGAAUUCGAGACGACUUCGUACUCCUCGCUAAAUGUCAAACAAAGUUAGAAGAGGUAAUUGUGCGUUCGUCUGGCUCAAUCGGAUUUUGUAACUGCUGCGUUUUGAAAUCGUUGCGUUUUCUUCGAUGAUCAGGUUGCGCGCAGAUGAUCUCCUGCUGAGAUUAAAUGCUGCUUCUGCUAAACGGAUUUACGGCGAGACAUUAAUAACGUCAUUGAAUGCCGCGUAAGCGGGUUAAUUGGUAGUUUAUCAGUUGUCAUCGUCCGACGGAAUCCGCGAGUGAGAGAUCCGGAUGCUUCGCAUUAUCGAAGAGUUCCAGGGGUGGUGGCAAACCUUGCUGAGUUCCACGCAAAGCGCGAUAUGAUCGUUAAGUAAGAUUUCUUGUCUUAAUCACUAAAAUAUUCCGUUUCACCGUAUCUACGUUCUCGAUCGACGAUGAUGACAGAUCUAACAUUACAAUGAAACGAAACAUACAAGAUGAUCAAGUUGAACAGCAGACUGGGGAAGGCGAGUACGAUCCCUUUGCCGAUCGCCCAUCCGCACCUUUGACCUCCGAUUUCGCUGUGUUCAUGCAUCUAGUGAAGUGCGCGAUUGGCACCGGGAUACUCUUUCUGCCGCACGCCUUCAGGAGGACCGGCUACGCGAUGUCCCUCGUCUGCGGUAUCGUCAUCGGAACGUUGGGCAUUCAUACCGCCAUAAUUAUCGUGCAGUGCUCCCAGGUGUUAUGCAGGCGCAAUCGCGUACCCAUGUUGGAUUUCGCCGAAACGGCGCAGUUCUCCUUCCAGGCGGGUCCGGAGAGGAUUCGAAAGUACGCCAGGCUAUUCGGUGUAGUUACCAACGUGAUCAUUUGCUUCGUGCACUUUCAGGCCGCCGUGAUAUACAUCUUGUACGUGGCGACGUCGUUCCAACAGGUGAUAGAAUUUUUCUCGGGGCUCGAGAUGGAUCCGCGUGUCUACAUCGUCAUCUUCUUUCCCUUCACCUGCGUCCUGGGCUUCGUGCCGAACCUGAAGUACCUGACGCCGUUUUCCGUUAUCGGCACUCUCUUCCUCUUCCUCGGGGUCUGCACCGCGUUCUACUAUUUCUUGGACGACGUGCCCGAUCCCCGUAGACUCAACGCUCUGACGGAGGUUCUACCUGUGCCAAUGUAUUGCGCCAUUUUCCUAUUCGCUUUGCACAACAUGACCCUGUACCUACCGCUGGAGAACACGAUGAGGCAUCCAGGUCAUAUGCCGCGCCUGAUUGUCGCUAGCACGUUGCUGAACAUCGUCACAUACCUGGCUUUCGGUUUUCUCGGCUACAACAAGUAUCUAGAUGCCUGCGACACCGUCAUCAAGAACUUACCAAUGGUGGAGACUCUGGCCCAAAUAGUCAAGAUAGCCAUUUCCUUGUCGGUGCUGUUCACUUUCGGAUUGGCGUACUACGUCCCGAUCAGCGUGCUGUGGCCCAUGAUCCGCGCGAGAAUCGCCACGAAGAGUUCGCUGCAUCAUCGAUUUUAUGAAAGUUCGCUCCGACUAGGCGGCGUAAUCGGCACCACGCUGCUGGCCAUCGCCGUGCCCCAAAUGGUACCCUUGCUGGGCCUCUUCUCCGCCUUGGGCAUAUCGACGAUGAUGCUGCUGAUACCCAUACUAAUCGAGACGUCGACCAAGUGGGCGGAAGCCACGAGGACGAUGCUCGCGAAGAACAUCGCUAUUUUCGUCGUGUGGCUGCUAAUCUUGAUUUUCGGGACGAUAGAGAGCACCUGGUCAAUUGUUAGAGAAUACAGCGGAAUAAAGCAGGAAGAAUGCUAGCUCGCUAAUCGACAGCUUAUCAAACUACUCGAGACGCUCUUAGAAAUUAUGCUUCUCGCGACAUUAUGAAAUGCGACACUCUACGCAAAUCAGCAUGAUGUCACUUGAGGAUGUCUCGCAGUUAGCCGCGAUAGUGGAUGAAGGACUUCUUAGAGUAGCGAAGCGAAAGGAUGAAAAAUGGAUGAGACACGCAAGAAGUUUUUUUAACAAUACUCUUGGCCGGACUUGCUUUCCCCGCACUGCGAUUCCCGGCACUGUGCACGGGAAGAAAUAACUCAUGCUCCCCGCUCGUUACGAGACCAUUUUAAUUAGCGUAGCUGGCAUCGCGAGGGUGACGUACGUAUCUCGGGUAACGUUCUUUUCCCGCGCGAUUUUCCCGCUUCUAAAUGCCUGAGAGAUCAACGUGACUGAUAUAUACUGACCGGUAUCAAGGGGCCCUUAAUUUCCGUAAAGAUUGGAAUGUGGCACUUGCGACAUUCCGGGGGAACACCUUCAAUUUCCCUCGGCCGGCGUUUACGUAACGCGCGGCGCGGCCGAGUGGAGCUGCGCCGCUUGUGAUGUGGAACAAGAGCGACAGGCCACAAUGAGAAACUGCACCGCGGCGCAACGACGGCGGUCCAGAGACCGCAGGUGGGAGACUGUGCCGGGGGCCUUCUUGCCGCGAGGACGAAGAGAGACGGCGAGCGCGCGCGUCUGGCGAACGGAAGGAGACAGGGCUAAGGUGAAAGGGAACGCGCGCGAGAUGCGGAGGUGCGAAUCGAGCUGAUUGCACAGUCGAAUAACCGACGUCCCUAUGGCUACGAAACACGAUCACGGUUACUCGACGUAGUUAUUCUUCAGGAGCCGGAGGUGUCGACAAUUUCCGAUCCGGCCCGUCUCGCGUUCGUUUUUACUUCGAUCUUCAAAGUGCCGUUAAUCAAUUAAUUACGCGGUCGCCGGCGCUCGAGCGAAGAUAAGCGCGCAAUGGGAUAGAGAAGCGGAAGCGGUACCGCAAGGAUUAGGUGGAGGGAAAAACGUGAAAGCGGAAAGCGAUUCGAUGGUUGUAUGUGGUCGACAUAAAGCGCUUCGAUAAUAUAAUUUCGUGAAUUCGUUGUUAUCGUCACACUGAUACCGUUGCCACUCUGUUUAUUGCUCAUUCAUGAAAACACAAACAUGUAUCCCAGAGAGAAUCUAAACGCUUAGUAAAUAUAUAGUCCACUUAAAUAUUUGUUUUCAAACAACUUUACAUUACAAUUUGCGUGCGCGUCACGUUCUACACGUUCGAUAUUUACCCCAUAGCUCCGAAAUAUUUUCGACUUUGUAAGUCCCAACCGAUUAGACGAUUUCUUUCUGAUUUGUGCCGAGAUUAAUACUUGACAACGAUUUCAGCAAUUAAAAAAAGUAAAGAAAUUAAACUAUUGUCCGCUCUUUUUUUUUCUAUUGUGCGUAAAAUUAAUUGUAGAUCUGAAAAGAUUUUACUUAGCUGUUAAUCGAAACGAUGUUAAUCCAUGAUAUUUAAAUCCUAAACAUCAUCGUCGUACGGAGCAAUAUUUUGCCUGCAACAUUGUCAAGUAAAUCCGUCGGCUUUGAUUCCCGGCCACACACCGUUUAUCGUGCGCACUCCAAAGUAACGUCGAAUCGAGUACAUUACAUGCUGUCACUAUCUACUCCCUCCCUUCCUGGUGUACUCGCACGAGUGAGGAAGCUCGUGCUCACGGUAGUUACUCACGUGUAUUGACUGUCCGUAUAUAUAUACCUGGCUAACGCCAAGGAAUUUGCCCAGUCGUGCGCGGUCUGUCACCGUUUCACGUUAAUUUCGCCUCGUUACUUCUCGUUAUUGCCUUCCUCUCGGCUUCAGUGGCAGACCGGAAAAACGCAGCCCACCAUCCCGCGGAAGCGGGACCAUCGACGGGAGAUUACUUGUCCAUCAUCCAUCAUCCGUCGGUCACACGGCGGUUUCGGACUAACAAUAAGAGAAGUCAUCAAUUUCCCGAAUGAUUACCGAAUCCUUCGCCGUGAGACUAAACCCCAUUACUAAAUCGCGGAAACGUGGCGAUAAUUUUCGAUAGAAAAUUUAAGGACAAGACCCACGGAUGAGUUAUUAGCUUCGAUUUAUCAUAGAGCCGCGAGAUUCUUCGUGGUGGAGUCGCGCACGAGUUUCCAUAGUCGCCGAAGUGAAAUCUGAUCGUCACCAAGCUGCGCGAGCGUGCGAUCUUCGAAUUAUUUCCAGUCUGCCCGAGAAAUUCGCGCGACGUAGAUUCGCGAUAUCAAGACGACACAGUGGCUACCGUUCAAUCGCCGUUGCAGAAGCUCUUUCGGU
Solenopsis invicta (red fire ant) is the source of this 5673-nucleotide messenger RNA. Its product is annotated as proton-coupled amino acid transporter-like protein pathetic. NCBI's taxonomy places the organism in Eukaryota, Metazoa, Arthropoda, Insecta, Hymenoptera, Formicidae. The transcript has 7 exons. Gene Ontology annotation, cellular component: vacuolar membrane. The record is from RefSeq and is a predicted model, not a curated record. The coding region runs from base 2046 to 3374 and encodes 442 amino acids. Gene Ontology annotation, molecular function: amino acid transmembrane transporter activity. Gene Ontology annotation, biological process: amino acid transmembrane transport.